CCCCCCGGCGCGGGAGGAGGGCGAGACAGAGGGCAAUAGAGAGAAAUAGAGAGGGAGACGGGGACAGAGCCAUGGGGGAACUCGAGGGAUCCUACGUCCCCGGCGUGCCGCGCUAUGAGCCGGCCGCCAUGCGGCUGUGGAUCAUCCUCGUCGUCACCUUCAUGACGACUCUGGCGUUCAUGGCCGUCGCCGCGAGGCUAUGGUGUCGGCAUAUACGGAAGCAAAAGUUUUGGUGGGACGAUUACCUGAUAAUGUUUUCCAUGAUAUGGAACUGGGUCGUCGUCGGCAUCGGCUUCGCCAUGUACAUCGAGGGCGUCGGCUACCACGACUCCACCGUCGGGCCAGAGGCCGUCGUCAACAUCUCGCGGUGGCUCCUCAUCACCGAGAUCAUCUACGUGUGGAACCUCUGCUGGACCAAGCUCAGCCUGCUCUUCAUGUACUACCGCAUCUUCCACUUCCCCCUCUUUAAGAGGCUCGUCAUCGGCGUCGGCGCCUUCGUCGUCACCUGGGCCGUCUGCAUCUCCUUCCUCUUCACCUUCAUCUGCGUCCCCGUCGAGAAGCUCUGGAGGCCCGAGCUGCCGGGCCACUGCGUGAGCGAGCUCGGCGUCUGGCUGGCCAACGCGAGCUCCACCAUCUUUUCCGACAUUGUCAUUCUCCUGCUGCCGAUCCCGCAGAUUUGGAGGCUGCAGCUGAAGAAGAGCGAAAAGGUUGGCUUGACGGUUGUGUUUAGCCUCGGAUUCUUUGCCGUCUUCGCGUCCUCUUACCGAACCUGGGUCCUGUUCAACUACUCCAAGCACGACAUCAGCUACACCCUCACCCCGCUGCUGGCGUGGUCCGACAUCGAAAUGUCCGUCGGCAUCAUCUCCGCCUGCCUGCCCACCAUGCGCCCCGUCGUCCGGCUCGCCGCCUCCAAGCUCGGCCUCAGCCGCGUCUUCAGCUCCAGGGACGCAGACGGCACGAGCCGAAGCGAAAGCGCCAACGGCGGCAAGCCGUACGACCGGAGCGAGAGCCGCGGGGCGGUGACCCCGCUGCGCAGCUUCAUCACGCCGCAGACCCUCAAGACCACGGCGGAGUCGAACAACCGCCUGGACAGGGGCAGCGGCGCGUUCUACAGGCUACCCGACGAUUACGGGUCCGGCUUUGGCGGCAUCCUCGUCGAGACGAGUCUGGAGCUGGUGGAGUCGCAAAAGCAGCUGAAACCGGUAGACAGGGGGGUGCAAGAGGUUCCGGGGAACACUAGCGGGAGAUCUGACGACGAUGAGAGCAGCGUGAGCUUUGAGAUGCAUCCGCGUGUAUAG
This is a messenger RNA of Purpureocillium takamizusanense, 1298 nucleotides long. RefSeq lists its product as uncharacterized. NCBI's taxonomy places the organism in Eukaryota, Fungi, Ascomycota, Sordariomycetes, Hypocreales, Ophiocordycipitaceae. The transcript has 3 exons. The record is from RefSeq and is a predicted model, not a curated record. Bases 72 to 1298 code for a protein of 408 amino acids.